CGUCUCUUCUCGUUGUCCUCUUACUGUAGAAAGUUAGGUUCUCUCUCUCUCUCUCUCUCUCUCUCUCUCUCUCUCUCUCUCAGAUCUCCUUUACUUGCACAAAGGACAUAGCACAAACCGCGACGAGCACAGUUAAAAUGGAACACAAAAAUUUGGACGCAGCCAUAGAAUCUCUUCUAAAUGUAGAAAAGCAAAUGAGGCUUGCUGGCGAUGUUGCCGGAACCAAAAAAGCGGUCAUUGAUAUCGUGCAGCUUUGCUACGAGGCCUGUGCAUGGAAGACUCUUAAUGAUCAAAUUGUUUUGCUUUCAAAGAGAAGGGGUCAGCUUAAGCAGGCAGUAACGGCAAUGGUUCAGCAAGCGAUGCAAUACAUAGAUGAGACACCUGAUAUCGAGACACGAGUAGAGUUGAUUAAAACAUUGAACAAUGUCUCUGCUGGGAAGAUUUAUGUUGAAAUAGAAAGGGCAAGGUUGAUUAAAAAACUUGCGAAAAUUAAGGAAGAACAGGGCCUUAUUGCAGAGGCUGCUGACUUGAUGCAGGAAAUUGCUGUGGAGACCUUUGGUGCUAUGGCAAAAACUGAGAAAAUAGCAUUCAUCCUGGAACAAGUUCGCCUUUGUUUAGACCGCAAGGAUUAUGUCCGUGCACAGAUUUUAUCAAGGAAAAUAAGUCCUCGAGUAUUUGAUGCUGACCCUUUGAAAGAGAAAAAGAAACCAAAGGAAGGGGAUAAUGUUGUUGAAGAGGCUCCAGCUGAUAUACCUUCACUACUAGAGUUGAAGCGAAUCUACUAUGAACUAAUGAUUCGGUAUUACUUUCAUCAUAAUGAUUAUUUGGAAGUUUGUCGUAGCUAUAAAGCAAUAUAUGACAUCCCAUCUGUUAAAGGAGAUCCUGCGCAAUGGAUUCCUGUGCUGAGGAAAAUUUGCUGGUACUUAGCCCUGUCUCCACAUGAUCCCAUGCAAUCAAGUCUUCUCAAUUCUACCUUGGAAGAUAAAAAUUUGUCUGAGAUCCCUAUGUUCCGUUUGCUACUAAAGCAGCUGGUUACAAUGGAGGUGAUUCAAUGGACAUCUCUUUGGGAAGCUUACAAAGAUGAGUUUGAGUGUGAGAAGGAUAUGCCCGGAGGUUCUUUGGGUGAAAAGGCAGCGGAGGAUUUUCGAGAACGGAUUAUUGAACAUAAUAUUCUGGUUGUGUCGAAAUAUUAUUUGAGAAUUACACUGAAGAGGUUUGCGGAGCUAUUGUGCCUCAGUUUGCAGGAAACUGAGAAACAUCUAUCUGAAAUGGUUGUCUCAAAAUCACUGGUGGCAAAGAUUGAUAGGCCAGCUGGCAUAGUGUGCUUCCAAGCUCCCAAGGACAGCAAUGACAUUUUGAACUCUUGGGCUAUGAACUUAGAGAAGCUGCUAGAUCUGGUUGAGAAGAGCUGCCACCAAAUCCACAAGGAAACCAUGGUUCACAAGGCAGCCCUCAAAGUUCAGUAAACGAGUAUCAUAAAUACUGAUGAGUUACAUAGCACUUAAAAUUUAUUUGAAAUAGUACAUUUUUUGUCUGUUUUUCCUUCUUGAUCUUUGGGUUUUCUUCCGAGGUUUAGCAACAAUUCCAAGAUGACCCGUCUCUUUCAUUUGAUGGGUCACAAAAGAAAGCUUUGAGAAUGAUAUGUAAUGAUGGUGAUUUGCGGUUUUAUGAUCUAUGGUUUAGAAAAUCAAAAAAUUGGAGAGAUUCUUAUGUGGCGCCAGGUAUUUGAGGUGACCCAUCUUUUGCUAUUUGUCUUGAUGAUAUCAGUUGUAACCCUACGCAGGUGCAGAUAAUCUGUUGCCAGUGCACCGUCAAAUGAUAUUUGAGUUUGAAUGGGGAAGCUGGUGUAACUUUUGCUUUCA
Messenger RNA from Amborella trichopoda, 1862 nucleotides. Its product is annotated as 26S proteasome non-ATPase regulatory subunit 12 homolog A. NCBI's taxonomy places the organism in Eukaryota, Viridiplantae, Streptophyta, Magnoliopsida, Amborellales, Amborellaceae. Gene Ontology annotation, cellular component: cytoplasm; proteasome regulatory particle, lid subcomplex. The record is from RefSeq and is a predicted model, not a curated record.